AUGGCGGUCGCAACGCAAGGCGCCUCCUCGGGCAUCAAUAGCCAGAACACGAGGACGCUCCUACGAGUCUCUAUUCUCUUUUUGAUUGCUGCAGCCGCAGUCGCCAGUCGUUUGUUCUCUGUGAUCCGGUUUGAGAGUAUCAUCCACGAAUUUGACCCAUGGUUUAACUUCCGAGCUACCAAGUACCUUGUCGCCAAUGGCUUCUACAAGUUUUGGGAUUGGUUCGAUGACCGAACAUGGCAUCCAUUGGGCCGUGUCACCGGAGGCACGCUUUACCCAGGUCUCAUGGUGACCAGUGGUAUCAUCUACCACGCGCUUCGAGCUCUCACUGUCCCCGUCGACAUCCGCAACAUCUGUGUGCUUCUCGCCCCGGCCUUCUCAGGCCUGACAGCCUACGCCGCCUAUCUUUUGACCAAUGAAAUGACCACUUCUUCAUCCGCUGGUCUUCUCGCUGCUGCCUUCAUGGGCAUCACCCCUGGAUACAUUUCUCGAUCCGUCGCUGGCAGCUACGACAACGAGGCCAUCGCCAUUUUCCUACUUGUCUUUACAUUCUACCUCUGGAUCAAGGCUCUCAAGCUUGGAUCCAUGCUCUGGGGCGCGCUCUGUGCCCUUUUCUAUGGCUACAUGGUUGCCUCCUGGGGUGGCUAUGCAUUCAUCACCUGUCUCCUGCCUCUCCACGCCUUUGUCCUCAUUGGCAUGGGACGAUUCAGCAACAGGCUUUACGUGAGCUACACCACGUGGUAUGCUCUUGGAACAAUUGCCAGCAUGCAGAUUCCAUUCGUCGGCUUCUUGCCUGUUAAAACCAGCGAGCACAUGCCGGCGCUUGGUAUCUUUGGACUUGUACAGCUGGUUGGACUCCUCCAGUAUGUCCGAUCGUCGAUGUCUGCUAAGCAGUUCAAGACCUUUGUCAUCACUGUCCUUGUUGGAGCUGUUGGAAUCGGACUGGCUGGUUUGGUUGGCCUGACCUCCCUGGGAUACAUUGCCCCUUGGAGCGGCCGAUUCUACUCUCUGUGGGAUACUGGCUACGCCAAGAUUCACAUUCCCAUCAUUGCCUCCGUCUCCGAGCAUCAGCCUACAGCCUGGCCGGCCUUCUUUUUCGAUCUCAACAUGCUCAUCUGGCUGUUCCCCGCUGGUGUAUACCUCCUCUUUCAGGAUCUCCGCGACGAGCAUGUCUUCGUCGUAGUUUAUGCCCUGUUUGGCAGCUACUUCGCAGGAGUCAUGGUCCGUCUGAUGCUGACCCUCACUCCCAUCGUGUGUGUUUCUGCGGCUAUUGCAGCCAGCCAGAUUCUCGACACCUACUUGUCAGCGAAGAAGCCCAACCCAGAAGAAGUUACCGAUGCUGGAUCUACCGACACUAAGCCUGCUAAAACAUCAGGCCUCAGGGUUUCCUCGAAACCAGCCGUCGGGAUUUUCACAUUUAUCUCAAAGGCGUUGGUGGUUGGCGGCAUGGUUGUGUAUCUUCUCAUGUUUGUAUCCCACUGUACCUGGGUCACAUCAAAUGCGUACUCUUCGCCGUCAGUGGUGCUUGCUAGCCGCAUGCCUGAUGGAAGCCAGCACAUCAUUGAUGACUACCGCGAGGCCUACCAGUGGCUUCGCCAGAAUACCAAGGAGGAUGCCAAGAUCAUGUCUUGGUGGGAUUACGGCUACCAGAUUGGCGGUAUGGCUGACCGACCCACCCUGGUGGACAACAACACCUGGAACAACACGCAUAUUGCCACCGUUGGAAAGGCGAUGAGCUCUAGUGAGGAGGUUAGCUAUCCUAUCAUGCGCCAGCAUGAGGUGGACUACGUUCUUGUUGUGUUUGGUGGUCUUCUGGGCUACUCUGGCGAUGAUAUCAACAAGUUCCUCUGGAUGGUUCGUAUUGCUGAGGGUAUUUGGCCCGAAGAGGUCAAAGAACGCAAUUUCUUUACCAGCCGUGGCGAAUACCGUGUCGACGCCGAAGCUACCGACACCAUGAAGAACAGCUUGAUGUACAAGAUGUCUUACUACAACUACCACUCUUUGUUCCCUGCGGGACAAACGGUUGACCGUGUUCGUGGUGCUCGCCUGCCUGAUCAAGGCCCUGUUCUCAACACCAUCGAAGAGGCCUACACCACUGAAAACUGGAUCAUCCGCAUCUACAAAGUCAAGGAUCUCGACAACGUCGGACGAGACCUUGCCGCCGCCGCUUCGUUCGAUCGCGGUCAGAAGAAGAAGGCGUCGAAGAAGAAGGGACCCCGUGUCCUUCGUGUGGACUAA
Molecule: messenger RNA, 2238 nt
Organism: Clonostachys rhizophaga
Lineage: Eukaryota; Fungi; Ascomycota; Sordariomycetes; Hypocreales; Bionectriaceae
Source: the annotation of a GenBank genome assembly